Molecule: messenger RNA, 1781 nt
Organism: Rhineura floridana
Lineage: Eukaryota; Metazoa; Chordata; Lepidosauria; Squamata; Rhineuridae
Gene: ANXA7
Product: annexin A7
Exons: 13
Coding region: 215-1591 (458 amino acids)
Cellular component (GO): cytoplasm
Molecular function (GO): calcium ion binding; calcium-dependent phospholipid binding
Source: RefSeq, a predicted model, not a curated record
CAAUGGCUCGUGCCGACAUGGGCAUCGCCACGGUCCGCAGCGGUCCUUCGGCGGAUGGACAUGAAACCGGUUCUUGAGGCAAUUUAGUGUCGCACGAUGAUGUCACCAAGCCCUCCCGCUCCCGCGUUGUGAAGAGCAGGGAUUUGAGAACUGGAGCGGAAGGAAAAAGCAACGCGAGGCCUUGCUUCGACUCGCAAGGCGGCGGCUACAGCCAAUGUCUUACCCAGGAUAUCCUCCUUCAGGCUACCCUGCUUUUCCUGGUUAUCCUCCUACAGGGCAAGAGUCUGCUUAUCCACCUGCUGGUCAGUAUCCUUACCCUGCUGCUCCUGGAGGAUUCCCACCUGUGGGAGGUGGUGCUUAUCCUGCUGCUCCACCAGCUAGUGGUUUCCCAGGGAGUGCAGGAUAUCCCCCUGCACCUGCUGGAUAUCCCCCUGCACCUGCAGGAUACCCUGGGGCUCCUCAGCCUGGCGGGAUGCCAACUUAUCCUGGAGGUGCUGGGUUUGGAAUACCUUCAAAUGGUUCUGGCUUUGGCUAUCCGCAACCUCCAACCCAAAGUUAUGGUGGAGGUGGACCAGCACAAAUACCAGCUGGGUAUCCAGGUGGACCUACACCAGCACCACCUCAGCCUGCAGGAAUCUUUCAAAAUACACAAGGCACAAUUCGACCAGCUCCUAACUUCGAUGCAGGGAGGGAUGCAGAAAUUCUGCGCAAGGCUAUGAAGGGGUUUGGAACGGAUGAACAAGCAAUCAUUGAUGUUGUGGCCAACCGCUCCAGUGAUCAGAGGCAACAAAUUAAAGCUGCUUUCAAGACCAUGUAUGGCAAGGAUUUAAUUAAAGACCUGAAAUCAGAGCUAAGUGGAAAUAUGGAAGAGCUGAUCCUUGCAUUGUUCAUGCCAAGUACCUAUUAUGAUGCUUGGAGUUUACGGCAUGCAAUGAAGGGUGCAGGCACACAGGAGAAUGUGCUGAUUGAGAUUCUCUGCACAAGGACAAACCAGGAGAUUCGAGAAAUAGUCAGAUGUUACAAGAAUGAAUUUGGAAGAGACAUUGAGCAUGAUAUUCGGUCUGAUACAUCAGGACAUUUUGAACGUUUACUUGUAUCUAUGUGUCAGGGUAAUCGGGAUGAGAAUCAAACUGUAGAUUACCAAAAAGCUCAACAAGAUGCUCAGCGCCUUUACCAAGCUGGUGAAGGGAAACUGGGAACAGAUGAGUCUUGCUUCAAUAUGAUCCUGGCAUCUAGAAGCUUUCCCCAGCUGAAAGCCACAGUUGAAGCGUACUCUCAGAUUGCUAACCGUGAUUUAUUAAGUAGCAUCGGCCGGGAAUUUUCAGGAAAUGUAGAACGUGGCUUGAAGGCUAUCUUGCAAUGUGCUCUGAACCGCCCAGCCUUUUUUGCAGAGAGACUUUAUUGUGCCAUGAAAGGAGCUGGUACGGAUGACUCUACCCUGGUUAGAAUUGUAGUCACUCGUAGUGAGAUUGAUCUGGUACAAAUCAAACAUAUGUUCACUCAGAUGUAUCAGAAGACAUUGGCCACAAUGUUAUCAAGUGACACAAGUGGGGAUUACAGGCGCUUGCUCUUGGCCGUUGUUGGUCAAUAGAAAGCACUCAAACAAAGAAAAUGGAACAAGAGCAGCUUGGGCAUAGAACCGACUAUCAUUGCAUAUAUAAGUUAUCCAAGACAAUGCAAACAACUAUGCUUCUAGUGGAUGAUUUAUUUUGCACGUGUAAUUGCCUUAAUUUAGCACAUUAUGUACUUUACAAUAUAAAAUAAGACACCUGCUGUCUGAA